UUGAUUUCAACGAGAAAAAGCGAGAAUUGUAUUAGAAGCUUGGUAAAAUGGCGGAAUACCUUGCUUCGAUUUUCGGCACAGAAAAAGACAAAGUAAACUGCUCGUUUUACUUCAAGAUAGGCGCAUGCAAGCACGGCGAAAGGUGUUCCAGGUUACACAACAAGCCAACCUUCAGUCAGGGAGUGCACUAGAGGGGGCUUCUGCAAUUUCAUGCAUUUGAAACCAAUCUCCAGGGAGUUGAGACGGAAACUGUAUGGGAGGCGGCGGCGUAGAAACAGAGAGGUGGAGAAGAUUUGUUCAGCAAAGUCUCUUCCUUUUGACCAGUCCUCCCGUUCAAGGUCGCGCUCACCUGGGGGUCGUGGGGACAGGCGCAGUCGUAGUCGAGAUCGUGACAGACACAGAGAUAGAAGUAGGAGUGGAAGUCGUGGGCGGGACCGACGUAGAUCAAGAGAAAGAUCAGGACGUUUUUAAUAGCAGUUUUAGACUAGUUUUAGUAUAGUUGCCAUCCAACUGAAUAGACAAUGAGAACCACUGGAGUUCACUUUCAGUUGCCAGGAUCACUAACAUUGCAUUGUGAUUUGUGACUUAGCUCCACCUGCGUACUGUGUAUCUCAAUCCAUACAACUUAAAAAGACUGAUACCCAGGAGAGUAAUGCUCUCAUUAUUGCCCAAUUACCCCCCGUUUUCUUUCAUUUAUUGGGGAUGAGACACAGGAGCAGUGGUCUGGAUAGUUUAAAAUCUUUUUUUUUUUGUAAAUUGAUCUUUGAGCAAACUCAUUUAACGAUCAGAUAUAACAUUCGAUGUAUGCAGAUAUUGUUUUUUAGUUGUUCACAAUACACAACAAAGAAAAAAGAAAUAUCAGAGAAUAGUUCAUUUCAUUCUCUUCGUAAAAAUAUUAUGAAAUAUAAUGCAAGUUUGAAAGUAACAAUUUGAAGAGAAGACUUCGAAUUUGUUUUGUAUGUAGUAAGACAUUUUUUAAAGACAAAAAGUUAAUAAAUAAUUAUACUCUAA
This is a messenger RNA of Lingula anatina, 1011 nucleotides long. RefSeq names its product splicing factor U2AF 26 kDa subunit. Lineage: Eukaryota; Metazoa; Brachiopoda; Lingulata; Lingulida; Lingulidae. Gene Ontology annotation, biological process: mRNA splicing, via spliceosome. Gene Ontology annotation, cellular component: U2AF complex. The record is from RefSeq and is a predicted model, not a curated record. Gene Ontology annotation, molecular function: RNA binding; metal ion binding.